Molecule: messenger RNA, 1846 nt
Organism: Vitrella brassicaformis
Lineage: Eukaryota; Vitrellaceae
Source: the annotation of a GenBank genome assembly
CUCGUAUAUAUAUAUUGUUUGAUGAGAGUUACAGGCCGACAAGCGCCUCCGCGACGAGAUCUCGGCCCAUGACCGGCACCGAGCUGUACAAAACGGGGGACUUUGCUGAGGCGCACAAGGCCUUCACGCGCACACUCAAGAGCACGAAGGAUGCACCCAUCAGGGCCGCCCAGCUCUGCAGUACGCGUCCACGGGAACAAUACGACCGUAUUCAUGUGUGUUAUUCAUGUGUAUGUGUUUGUUGGUAUGUGUAUGGUACCAUGGAAUUGCAGACAGAGGGGCGUGUUCGAUGCAUAUGGGGUAUCUGUCGGCGGCUCUGGAGGACCUCAGCUCGUCCCUGCAGAUCAACCUCAAGCAGGAAAAGGCGUGGGCACGGAUGGCAGCUGUGCUGAUACGGCAGAAGAGAUACGAAGAUGCCAUCAGCGCACUCGAGGACGGCCUCAAAGUGUGAGUGGCAGCUGAUGCGUGUGCUUGCAUGAGCCGCCUCCUCAUUGCUGUGUGUUGUCUUUGUGUGCAGGUUGCCCGGAAACAAGCAGUUGCAGGACAUCCUCCUGACAGCCCGCGAGUUCCGCUUCCGUGCCCGGCAUCCCCUGUACAACCCACUCAGCGUGGCCAUCGACAGCCUGGCGCCCUCACCAGUGACACGCAAGAAGGUCGCCGAUGCGUUCGACCGCUUCGUGGCGCUCGAGCAGCGGUACUUCAAGGGCCUGUCGGCGGCCGACCGGCAGGGGCUGUGUGAGGGGGACGACGAGCCGCUCUCGAAGAUCACGGAGGAGAUGAGCAUAGCGGGCGAGGUGCUGUUGCUGCUUCUCGGGCUCAAACCGUGUGUACUCAUCGCCCAUCCGUAGGCCGAAGAAGGGCAGAGGGAGAGGCACGUCUGUCUGGAGCAAUCAUCUGAUGGGUUCUCUAGGUGGCCCAAGUACGCGAGUAGUAUUGUAGGUUUGGCGGUGCGCCCCUUUGUGGCGGCGACCAAAGACAUCGAUGGCGUCGUGAUGGAGCUGCGCGAGAUCACUCACGAGAUGCGCACCACCUCCUUCACCACCACCGGCGGCGAGCACAAGGGAUUCAAGGUAUGAACACGCCCACGGCUCCUCUCCCUGCCUCCCUGCCUCCCUGCCUUCAGCUGGGGCGUCAUUGUGUCUGUGUCACGCGUGUCUGCCACGUGCAGGGCGGGUGGGUGUUGGCGAACCGCAUGGACGACCGCUACGGCCACGUGCGGCGCACCUUCUACGAGGCCAAGCAGGGAUACCUGGUCCUCGAGGACGCCGUGGCGCUCGCACUGGGGUACCCAGGCACUUUGGAGGAGAGCGAUCGUGAGCGGCACACAUUCGAUGUGUCGUACAAGGGCCGGCGGGUCGGCAGCAGGGCCCCGCAGAAACCCGUGAGUCAGUCAGCGAGUGGCUCAUUCAGGAUGGAUGGAUGGCCGAGGGAUCCGUCGUAUGUGUGUGUGUGUGUGUGUGUGUGUGUGCAGUAUUUGGAGUACUCGUGCCAUGGUAGCGACUUGCCCGUGUGCAAAUGGCACCUCUCUGUGUGUCGAAGGGCGUGCGAGGGCAUCACCGAGCUGCAGGCCUACUUCAACCACAGCUGCAGCACAGAUUAGCGCAGAUGCUAUAGCACAGAUGACAGCACUGGAGGAGAGGGAGGGAAGGAGGGGGAUCCUGUGUCUGAGCCCGCAGUUGUUGAUAUACAUGUGCUGCGCGGCAUAGCUAGUGCUGGCUGGUCCCUGAGUGGAUGGGCAGACGGGGGCCAGCGAACUAGGCAUUGAUUGUGCAUCUCGGUGUGUGUGAAGUAUUGACUAACCACAUGGUGGCACGGUGGCUAGAUGACAAGUGAAUGUUGAAUGGUG